AUUUUAUUAAGUUUUUUCCUAUUCAAUUGUUACGCGUUUGAUUUGUUAGAUCGUCCGUUAAAUUUUAUACAACUCGGUUAUAAAUAUGGCUACACCGUUGAAGAAUUGAUUGUCAUCACAGAGGAUGGAUACAUAUUGAAAUUAUUUCACAUAUUAAAUAAAAAGAGAAUAAAAACACCAAUAUUAUUGAUGCAUGGUAUAAGCGAUUCAUCGGAUACAUGGAUAACCAGGGGAAACAAUUCAUUAGCUUUAACCUUAGCUGGAAAAGGAUACGACGUUUGGGCGGGAAACUGCAGGGGAAAUAAAUAUAGUAGAAAACAUAUAUAUCUAGAUCCGAAUACUGAUAACGCAUUCUGGGAUUUCUCCUUCCACGAAUUUGGAUAUUACGAUUUAUCAGCAAUUAUUGACACAAUUUUACAUAUAACUGGAGAUGAAAAGAUAAAUGCAAUCGGUCACUCACAAGGUAAUACUAUAUUUUACGUCCUUGGAUCAACAAGACCUGAAUAUAAUAAUAAAAUUAACUUAUUAAUAGCAUUGGCACCUAUUUGUUUCUUACAAAACGUUCAACCACCACUUAGUACGUUAAUCAAUGCAUCACCAGCAAUAGACAGGCUUGCGAAAUUCCUAAACAUAGUAGAAGUAUUAGGAGAUAAAUCAUUAAUCGUUAAUAUAUUACGUAAUUUCUGUCCAACACCGAUUAUUGGAUACAAAACUUGUAUACUAGGUAUAAUAUUUCCUAUAGCCGGUGACGAUAUUGAAGAAUUUGAACCGAGUUUCGUGCGUACAUUUUUCAAUCAUUUCCCUGUUGGUGUAUCAGAGAAAGAUUUGAUACAUUACGCUCAAGUUAGUUUAAGAAGAAAAUUUGCUAACUACGAUUAUGGAACUGAAGUUAAUCUACAGAUGUACAAUUUAACAGAGCCGCCAGAAUAUAAUCUGAAUGCAGUUACAAUGAAAAUAUCUUUAUUAUAUGGUGUUAAUGAUAAAUUAUCAACAGUUGAAGAUGUUGCUAUUCUUAGAAGGAAAUUGCCUAAUGUCAUCAAAUACGUAUUAAUUCCGCGUAAAAAGAUGAACCAUAUCGAUUUCGUUGAAGGUCUACAUAUGGAAGAAUAUUUAUUUCCAUACAUUUUCGACAGUUUAAAUGAAAAUAAUUGAUUCGUUCGACAAUUCUGUGCAUCGUAAUCGAAAUUGUAUUUAACAAAAUUGUUCUAACUUCAGUGAAACAAUGUAAAAAUUCCAAAAAGUAUAUCAUUAAAGUAGCAUUAAAUAGCAAUUUUUAAUGACUAAACGUGGAUUUCUGAGUAAAAAAACUUAAUUAGUGUAGCCCACGCAUCCAUCCACAUCACAUCCAUCUAAACAUUUGCAUU
This is a messenger RNA of Papilio xuthus (Asian swallowtail), 1364 nucleotides long. Its product is annotated as lipase 1. The coding region runs from base 190 to 1152 and encodes 320 amino acids. The transcript has a single exon. The record is from RefSeq and is a predicted model, not a curated record. Lineage: Eukaryota; Metazoa; Arthropoda; Insecta; Lepidoptera; Papilionidae.